CGCCCACGAAUUCUUCCAAGCUGGUGGGAAUUACAGACCGCGGAAGAGCAGCGACAAGAAAUGGCGGUCUCAGCGAUUAGGGGCGUCGCCUGUGGGCGUUUGCCUCACUUUCAGUUUCAUCAAUCCCAGUUGCAGAGUUCGAGCUUAUCUCGGCGUUCAAAGAGGCUGCUGAAUUACCGCUCAAAGGGGUUCACUGUCUUUGCUCAGUACUCCCAAUCGCAGGAUCUUUUCUCUUCACGCCUUCGGGCCAACAUUCAAAACUUGCCCAAGUUGGUGGAAGACAUUGUCCAGACAUCUAUCAAUACCGGUCCACGUGGAGCAUUGAGGUUUGCACAAGGUAUUCAAGCAGUGAUUGGAGUCGGCAGCGAGUGGCUAGCAGAUGUAUCCAAGUCCGCAAAUUCUUCAGCUGGAUUGCCCACUGAGUUGCAGCUUGGGUUACUUUCCCCUAUUUAUUUGAGGAGAUUGUUUGAACGCAUGGGAGCAACUUAUAUUAAAUUGGGUCAGUUCGUUGCAUCUGCUCCCACAUUGUUCCCUCAAGAAUAUGUUGAGGAAUUUCAGAAGUGUUUCGACAGAGCUCCUGAAGUUCCUUUUCAGGAGAUCCAAGCCAUCCUGCGUGAAGAACUUGGGAGACCAAUAGAUAGUAUUUAUGAAUAUGUUGACCCAACACCACUUGCCUCAGCCUCAAUAGCUCAGGUUCACAGUGCAAAGCUCAAAGGCUCUAGGGAGGAUGUAGUUAUAAAGGUUUUGAAACCGGGAAUAGAGGAUGUACUGGUGGCUGACAUGAACUUCGUGUAUGUUGUGGCACGCAUACUGGAGUUUCUAAAUCCGGAACUCAGCCGUACAUCUCUGGUGGGUGUUGUAAAAGACAUUCGUGAAUCAAUGCUAGAAGAAGUAGACUUCUAUAAGGAGGCUGCAAAUAUUGAAAGCUUCAGGAGAUAUUUGGAAGUAAUGGGGCUCACUAGACAGGCUACAGCACCGAAAGUUUACGAAUAUUGCAGCAGCAAACGGGUUUUGACAAUGGAGAGGCUCUAUGGUGUUCCUCUUACCGAUCUUGAUUCCAUCAGUUCCCUUGUUCCUAGUCCUGAAAACAGUCUUAUAACUGCGCUUAAUGUGUGGUUUGGGAGUCUGCUUGCCUGUGAGACCUUCCAUGCAGAUGUGCAUGCGGGCAAUCUUUGGUUGUUGCGGGACGGUCGUAUUGGAUUUCUUGAUUUUGGAAUUGUUGGACGCAUAUCUCCAAAGACAUGGGCAGCUAUGGAAGUGUUUCUAACAUCAAUAGCUACUGAAGAAUAUGAGUCAAUGGCAUCUGCUUUGAUGGAAAUGGGAGCCACAAACAAAGACAUUGACUCACAGGCAUUCGCCAAGGACUUGGAAAAGAUAUUUUCAUCAAUUCAGGAUUUAGAUACAGAACUCAUAAUCGCAACAGCUCGGGAAAGAUCAACAAAUGCCACUGCUGUCUCAGCAAAUCUGGUUGUUGAUGAGAGGCAGAUGAAUGCACUCUUUCUUGAUGUGGUGCGGGUUAGUGAAUCAUACGGGCUAAGAUUUCCUCGGGAAUUUGCACUGCUCAUGAAGCAGCUUCUUUAUUUUGACCGUUAUACGCGUUUGUUGGCACCUGACCUCAACAUGCUGCAAGACCAGAGGAUCUCCAUCGUCUCCAAUCGCAGAAGCAACUACAGAGACCGUUUUAAUUAAUUCUGGGUGUAGCUGCAUGACAUGAGAAAGCUUUUGUUUUCGUAUUUCGUCCUUACUAUAUUCAGUAUAAAGCAGUAAACCGGAUUUUUCACUUCUUGCUCGAAGCAAUACUCCGAAAAGCUAGACUUCUGUGCUGUUCUGUCUCCAGCUGUGCUCCUCAUGUAUAUUACUCUUCUUUUUUGGGGCUGGAUCUGGGGGUAAAACAUUCUCUGUUACUUUGUAGUACUUGCUUAAUGAUAUGUCUUCAUUUGGUAA
Rhodamnia argentea is the source of this 1944-nucleotide messenger RNA. RefSeq lists its product as uncharacterized. The record is from RefSeq and is a predicted model, not a curated record. Bases 61 to 1689 code for a protein of 542 amino acids. Lineage: Eukaryota; Viridiplantae; Streptophyta; Magnoliopsida; Myrtales; Myrtaceae. The transcript is spliced from 11 exons. Gene Ontology annotation, cellular component: plasma membrane; plastoglobule.